Mycena citricolor is the source of this 1457-nucleotide messenger RNA. NCBI's taxonomy places the organism in Eukaryota, Fungi, Basidiomycota, Agaricomycetes, Agaricales, Mycenaceae. The record is from the annotation of a GenBank genome assembly.
CCUCUGCCUUGGCGCUAGAGGCCACAACGCUCUUGUCGUAUCAACCCAUGUCAAAAUCCACAAUUUGCGUUCCGGCAGAGCGUCAAGCGGCAGCAGCGUGAAGCAUCCAAUCGCUCACACCGCAUCCUAGAUCGAGGACUUGCUGUGGUGGUUGGUCCCGGUAGUUGUGGAACGAGGGAGUGUUGUUGGCAUUGAUUCUUCGUAGGAGUUGACACGUUCGGCGGUCCCUAUGAUGAGAAGGCAACAUCGUAGGCAUCCAGCGGAUACGAGCCGACCAUGGACACGAUGUGCGAGGGAGGAAACAUGGAUUUGGCGACAGUGUCGGUGGGGGGAUGUCGGCUCAACGGACGGGGACGUCGGUUCGAUGGCGAAGACCGGUUCCGGCGAUGGACUGCGGACGAUUACAGAGACCGAUAGCGGAGGGUCCACCCGUCUUCUCCCGGCCCAGCGCAAUUCUAAACACCCCAGCCUUCGCGUCCGUCUCUUCUUUCUUCUUUCUACUUCGAAGAGGUGCCGAAGAUUUGGGAUGAGCGCGGGUCCGACCGCCCGGAAACACAAAAGGCUCCGGCAUGCUCUGGCUGUUUUUACUCGACCGCGAGCUGCGGAUGCUGGCGCUCCCGCUCCCGGUGGAGCCAGAGGCAGGUGCACUGUGGAUGCUGGCUGUGGGAGACACCGGUGGUGACAUGGACGGGGCGGAGAUAACGGCGUGCUUGGGACGACGGCCUUUGCCUGCUGCCGAUUCAAGAAUUUGAAUUCAGGGAUGGAGGACGACGCGCGCAAGCGCGACUGCCCAGAGGGAUACACAAAAACGAUAGACUGCGGCGUGCUUGGUGACACGCUGGAUUUGAUCGGCGCGGCUGGUGAACUUGUCGCAAGUUUGAACGCACGCCGCCGUCUUUCGUAACUCAGUGGGAUCUGGUGGAAGGAACGUGGAUUCCAAGGUUACACUCUUGGGUGUCACACUUAGUCCGUCGUGCUGUUGCCUGCACCUUGUACUUCCUUUACAACGCGCUGGCGCUAUCUAAUGACCUUGGCGGGUUGCAUCUGAUCACUCAGAGGUUUCUGUAGUGCGAUUGAGGUGGUGGUGGAGCGCUGUGAGGAUGCGAAUGGAGGACGGGCGGUCGAUGAAUUGUUUUUCACCGCACACCUCCCACCGUCCACCAACUCUACAUCCUGAGCUGCGCACUCAUUGGAAGCACGAUAGGGUUAGCUCAUCAUGCGUCCCGACUCGAACAGACUGCAUGUAUGGCGUGUUGACCAUUUGCGCCGAUUUGUUUCCCACGCACCACGAGACGACAAGCCCCAAAACUCAAAGACGAUGAUGACGAUGACGACGGAAGCUAGGCCUCCAUUGGCUUGGAGAACGGCCGGAGCGGCUGGCCUAACGAGAAUAAUCUCAACAUCGACUGCCAGUAGAUCCCAGCGAAAACGUUCGACGCGAUAGACCCACUGGGCCG